Neolamprologus brichardi is the source of this 3745-nucleotide messenger RNA. RefSeq names its product ring finger protein 215 (gene rnf215). Lineage: Eukaryota; Metazoa; Chordata; Actinopteri; Cichliformes; Cichlidae. The record is from RefSeq and is a predicted model, not a curated record.
GCUGUCUUUCUUGUUUACAUUCUCCGGGGCUCUGCGAGCUAACUGGCGAAGGGAACCGCUACGGCUUUUCCAAAACAAUGUCUGACAGUUGAUUAAAAUCGUGGAUUUAUUGCAGUUUUCUGCUCUAUUUCCUCUGUGUUGUUUUGGGGGUCAUGGCUUCCCCUCGCUGGUGCUGCCUCGGGGUGUCGUUACCGCUCCUGCUACUGCUGCUGCUGCGGUGGCCGGGGCUGCUGGCGGUGGCGGAACAGGUUGCUCUGGUAGAGAUUUUCUUGGAACAGCGGCCAGAUGCGAGCGACCUGCUCCAGGGGGAAGUGGUUGAGUCCCGCCUGGGCGGUGGGAGCUCCGAGCAGCGGGACGAGGAGCGAGAAGAGUUGGAGGCAGACCUGGUCCUGGUUAGAGAUGAGGUGACACCAGUGGAUGAAGGAAACGAUGAGGCUGACAUCAAGAAGCAGGAGCCGUGGAUCGGGGUUGUGCCCGUGGAGAUAGACGAAAGCAAAGCCUCGACUGGGAACCAGGAGUCCUUCGCUGAUGCUGUGGUUAAUAAAAUGAAGCGAGCGUUGGUCCUCGGAGCGUCGGCGCUGAUUAUUCUGGCUCUCAACCAAAACACCGUCAGUGAGAUGGAUUUAUCCCAGGUGCUGUCCAAGCCCAUCAUUGUGAUCCAGACAUCAGAAAAUGUGACCAAGCUGAUCGGAGCACUGCUCAGGGGCCUUCAGGCGACGGCAAAAAUCACAUACAAGACGAUCCUGCAGGACAACCUGGGAGCCACGCUCACGCUGUGGUCCAGCUGCGGGCGGUCGAGAGGAGGUCGCUACGGGGAGUGGCAGGGGGUCAUCUGCACCGGCGAGACCAACUCUCAGGUCCAGAAGUACCUGCAGCAGCUGUGGGACACCGUCCUCCUGGUGGCUCUGAUCCUCAGCACAGGAGUCAUCGUUCAGGCUCGCUGGCAGUACCAAGGCCGCCAGCUGAACGACGACUUAGAGCUCCUUCCCAAACAGGACGUUCUGAAGAGAAUGUCAUCCCUGAAGACCAAACGAUACCGUCAGCCCAAACCCUGGUGUGACCCGUCGCAGCUGGCAGAGGCGGAAACCUGCGCCGUCUGUUUGGAGCCUUUUAACAACAACCAGUGUCUGCGGGUGCUGCCGUGUCUUCACGAGUAUCACAGAGACUGUGUCGACCCCUGGCUGCUGCUGCAGCACACCUGUCCUCUGUGCAAGCGCAGCAUCCUCAGCAGCAUCUGCAAAGACAGUUAACAGUCGUUUCAUCUCGGGGACUCGGUUCACAUCCCGACCUCAGUGACACUUGUUUUUUGUUUUUGGUUAAAGCGACCUCAACACUUCCACCUUCCAGCUGUGGAUUUGGGAGCAUAAAGUUGUCAUCGCUGCUGACCGGCCAUCAGAUUUUAACCUCUACAACAUACAGUGGUAGUUUAAAGCAGUACUACGAAGUUCCCCACUGGUCGUGUUAUCUGUGAACAGAACUUCUUCUUGAGAUCUUGUUACUGUACAACUCGGUGUGUAAACAGCAGCAAAUGCAACUGUUUUUGGGAUCAGUAUGUGUAAAAACUGACAACCUCAGUAUCUGAGUCAGCUGCUGGUGCAAAGGCGUUCAAUGCUUUUAUGUUUUUAGUGUGGAUGUACUGAUCACCUGGUUCACUUUAGGUCAAAAUGAUGUCAGUAACCAACAACCAGGGAGGACUGAAAGUUUAAAAAAUGGUCCUCUUUGGUACUUUGCAGUUCAGUGGUAGUUGUGGAGCUUCUGUAGUCAGUGUGUACCAGCUGGUAUCAUGUAGGGAAAAAAACACAUCCUUAAACUCCUCCUUUACCAUUUUAGUUAUUUUUCCUGCGAUUCUCCUUUAAUCAUGCUUAGCAUACAUCAGCAGCCAGUUUAGUUUCACCUGCACAAUCAGUGAUGCUGAACAGGUAGGAUUGUGUUUGCAGCAUAGAAGGAUAUUUUCCCUUUUUAUGAAGCUCUGUGUAACGAGUGCUCUCACAGCCGCUACAGUUUUACUUUACAAAUCAUAGAUCUGCUGCAGUGUCUUGUCAGCUCUUAUUUUCCAUUUAAAUGAAUUAUCUUUGGGCUCCAUCCUAAAAAAGUCAGAAUACCAGAACCUCGUCAGCUUUAUGGCCCAUCCUCUUUCCUUACCAAUGAGCUGCAGGGCUGCUAAUUUGGAUGUAGCCUGUGGACGGGCCUUAAAUCUCUCUCCUCUGUGGCUCCAGAAAGAGUUCUGGUUGCAUAAAAAUCAACUUAAAAUUACCUUCAGCUCUCUUUCUUUGUUAGCUUUCAUAAACCCUGUUGUCACUUUCAAGUCUUAUUGAAUAAAACGUCAGGUAGUGAGCAAACAGCAGUUUAUGCAACAGGACUUUUGUAUACAGUCUGUGCUCCACCCAGAAUCUGCAACGGGUGGGGAAGUCACUCACAUGUUGACACACCAGGGUAACUGAAGCAUCAGGACAAAGUCUGUUAACAGCUGUAGUCCAAAAGCUGGUGUUGGAGUCUGUCCACAGGACUCACAGAGGAAAAUGAAUGAAACAGGACUGACAUCACUUCCUGUCCAAUCCUGAAAUCACAGAAACCAAUCAGGGCCAGAGGCUUUGGGACAGGUGAGGGUUAACUGGUUAGAAUUGACUGAACAUGACAUGUAACGCCUUCAAGGGUGGGAGUGUCCGUCCAUCUCUUUUUCAAAAGUUUAUCCAAUUUAAGGUUGGAGGGAAAGUCCAGAUGAAGCGAGCUCUUCCUGUCAAAAGGGAGUUCUUCCUUUCCACUGUUGCCAAGUUCCGCUCAUAAGGGGGUCAUGUUUUUGUCUUUUUAGUUUUCUCUCCCAGAGGUUUACCUAACAAUAAUGUAUAUAUACUUAGAUAUGGAAAUUAAACUAAACUAAAUCCACUGCACAACCAUUUUGACAUUUUAGAUUACAAGCCAAGACUAUUGAGUUAAUUAACGACGUGCAGAGGUGCAGACAGGCAGAUUUAAUCAUGUUUGGACAUAGUUGAGUUUUGGUUUUUUUGUCCCCGUGUUUGAUGUAAAUGGCAGUAGGUUCGUACAGUUUACUAACACAGUAACAACAUUCUCACCUGAUUUUAAGUAAAAAUGUCAAACAGCUCUUUGGAAGACAUCAUAUCCAAACUGUGAUUGAAGUAAAUCUCUGCAGUGCUGAAGCACAGAAAGGAAGCAGCGUACUUACCAAAGCUGAAGAUCAUUAUCACCGUUUUUACUCUGAAGUGUAUUUCCUUACUUUGCCAAUAACCACAAACUCAAAGUAUGUUAAACAUAUAGUUUUAUUGUAUUUAUUUUGUGAUGUUUUUUUGCAAUGCCAACUCCAAAAAGCAGAACUUUGUGCUGAAAUUGUUACAAAAAGCUCAUCGCUGAAUAGAAAAUAGCGUGUGCGUGGCAGUGUGUAGGAGGUUCUCCACGAGGACCGUCCUUACAGAAAGUGCUUCCAAACACAAACGACAGCAUCGUCAUGAGUUGGAGUUUCCUCAUUUAUGGUGAAGUCUGGACAGCAGUGGCGUGAGCGGAGUAGAUGAUGCUACACGUGUGCAGCAGCUUUCGCGCGUGCUCGAACAGGACGAGUCGGCUGCUGAAUUCCAGACUCGAUCUCCAGGUCAGUAAUUGUUCUUCCAGCUACAGAAGGAACUCCUGAACGUCUCCUCCUUUUACUCCUAUGUAGUCUGUUUGUCGAUGAUGAUGAUGUCAAAGAAACUUUGUUAGAUCACUCUGGAUCUUAAUAAUAAAAUGAUUUGUUACA